This is a messenger RNA of Pipistrellus nathusii (Nathusius's pipistrelle), 381 nucleotides long. The record is from the annotation of a GenBank genome assembly. Lineage: Eukaryota; Metazoa; Chordata; Mammalia; Chiroptera; Vespertilionidae.
AUGGGAGACCCUUCUUCCCACGAAACAACAAUUCCUUUCCUCUCUUGCCUCUCCCAUCCAAUUCCCUUUGGUUUUUCAUAUUUAAAUGUUUUAAUUGAUUUCUGUAUUUUUUUUUUUUUUUUGAGAGAAACUUGUUGUUUUCUGACAUCAGUGGGUGGCCAUGGAAAAGCCCCAGUUCCCUCUGUCUGCAGGGGACUAUUGUGGCCUGGGUGGGGCAGUAAUCCUCCUUCCAUGUGUAUGGGCGGGCCCAGGAAAAUCUGUACUGGGUGGUGGGCGGGCAAAGGGAUUACUGCCUGCCAGAUGUUCAAACUUUUUUUUACAAAUAUAUAUAAAUGCCACGGUCCUGCUCUGGUCAAUAAAGGAUCCUUUGGAGAUACAUAG